CCAAGUUUUACCUGUGUAGUUUGCCUCUGGUUUUAUUGUUGGGAAUUCAGAAGAAACAAUUGAAAAAUUACCUUUUAAAUAACGCCACAAUGGCCGAGGGGGCGUCGUCGCAGAUGACGGAACAAUUGGACAACGAGGAGGUGCGGGAAAUCCUGAAAAACACUACAGAUCUGCGACAGUAUUCACGACAGAUUGAAAAAGAGUUCAAGGAAGUGGAGAAUAAGUCCAUAGAAGACUAUAUAGCGGAAUCCCAGAAUAUAGCCAAUUUGCACAAUCAAAUUAACGAUUGCGACGAUGUCUUGGAGCGAAUGGAAAAUAUGUUAAUGAGCUUCCAGAGCGUAUUGAACAACAUAAGCACUGAGAUCACCCAGUUGCAAAGAAAAUCCGUAUCCAUGUCCCUCCAAUUGACGAAUCGUCAAUCAGUCAAGGCACAGCUGUCUCAAUUUAUUGAGGACAUGGCCGUAUCCGAGGAAAUGAUCAAUAUUAUAAUGGAAACCCCUGUUACUGAGAGGGAUUUUAGCACUCAGUUAAAUGUCCUAAAUCACAAACUGUCCCUGGUCAAAGAGCUAAGUUUCAAUGAGUCCAAGUCCACUAGCGAUGUUAGCGAUGUGUUGCAGAAAUUGCGUCUUAAAGCCAUGACAAAGAUUCGUUCGUAUCUGCUGGAGCAAAUCUACAAGUUUCGAAAACCCAUGACCAACUACCAGAUACCCCAGAACGCCAUGCUAAAGCAUAAGUUUUUUUUCGAGUUCAUCCUUUCCAAUGAGCGACAGGUGGCCCAGGAGAUAUGCAGUGAAUAUAUAGAUACAAUGGGAAAGAUUUACUACAGCUAUUUUAAGAGUUAUUCCACUCGAUUGACGAGUCUCAAAUUUGAAGAAUCUUGCACAAAAGAUGACUUAAUGGGUAUAGAAGAUAAUGCAUCCAAAGGUUUAUUUUCGAAGACAACAAGUUUAAAGCACAAGAGCACGAUUUUUACAAUUGGAAAGCGAGGCGAUAUACUUAACCAACAGCUGGAGGCGCCUAUUAUAGUACCUCAUGCACAGCUUAAAAAUCGAUAUACAGUGGAAGCUCUUUUCCGUUCCGAGCAAUAUGCCUUGGUGGAUAAUGCCUGUCGGGAAUAUCUCUUCGUCACCGAAUUCUUCAUGGUCCGUGGCACCCAAGCACAAGAUUUGUUCAACCAGAUCAUGGGCAAAACCUUAACUCUAAUGAUUAAAAACUUGGAGACCUCUAUACACGACUGUUUUGACACUAUAGCUAUGUUUUUGUGCAUACAUCUCAUAUUCCGAUAUCAACUUAUGUGCCACAAGCGUUGUGUGCCUGCAUUGGAUAAAUAUUGGGACUCUCUACAAGCGGUUAUUUGGCCACGUUUAGAGUUAGUAUUUCGCUUGAAUAUACAGAGCAUACAUGACUGUGAUCCUACAAAGUUCAACAAGGAAUUGGGGCCGCACUAUAUAACCCGACGCUAUGCUGAGUUCAGUGCGGCCAUUGUGGGAAUCUCCGAACACUUUCCUAACGAGUUGGUGAGCCGAUUGCUUUUGGAACUCCAAAAUGAAGUUGAAUGUUUCAUCCUGCGGAUGGCUGCUAUAUUUCCAACGCGCAAGGAUCAGCUAAUUUACCUGAUUAAUAACUACGAUUUGGUUUUGGGAGUAUUAAUGGAACACACGCGGGAUAAUUCCAAGGAGGCAGAGGCGUUUAGAGAACAGCUGAAUGCUCGCAGUGCCGAGUAUGUGGAGGAGAUCCUGGCUCCACAUUUCGGAGGUAUUAUUCAGUUUGUAAAGGAGUGCGAACACUUUUUCGAAAAGGAACAAAUGGAUGAACUGAGAAAGCAGGAGCGGAGAAGUUUGGCUUUGGUGGCAAGUUUCUCGGCCAACUGGAAGAAAUCUCUGGAGGAGCUCAACAGGGAGGUGCUCCUCUCCUUUCCCUCAUUGCUUACGGGAUCUCAACUUCUACAGUUGGCAUUGGCCAGUUUGGUGCAAUAUUAUCACCGCUUCCACAAGCUCCUUACACCUAAUGCCCGCGCACAGCUCACCAACAUCCAUGUGGUUAUGGUUGAGAUCAAAAAGUACAAGAGUAAUUACUGAGAGUCUUUUAAUUGAUUGUAUGUUGACUUCUGUUCAUUCCAAUUUGAGUAAAGUUCCAAAAUAUUUAUA
Messenger RNA from Drosophila eugracilis, 2147 nucleotides. RefSeq names its product vacuolar protein sorting-associated protein 52 homolog (gene Vps52). The transcript is spliced from 7 exons. NCBI's taxonomy places the organism in Eukaryota, Metazoa, Arthropoda, Insecta, Diptera, Drosophilidae. Bases 90 to 2078 code for a protein of 662 amino acids. Gene Ontology annotation, biological process: Golgi to vacuole transport; lysosomal transport; retrograde transport, endosome to Golgi. Gene Ontology annotation, molecular function: syntaxin binding. The record is from RefSeq and is a predicted model, not a curated record. Gene Ontology annotation, cellular component: GARP complex.